GAUGCACUAAACUCAAACUCGUCUGUAUGACGGCAUCAAUUUGUUUGAAGAUCAUAAACUCUUUUACAACGACGGCUUUGUCCCCGCCUCAGCACAACAACUAACUGGUCUGACCCAAGGUCAGGUAGGUAAUCACGGUACCUUGUCUGUAUUUCAAGUACAUACCUUAAGCAUUUGCAUGCAAGCCUUUUGGUGACCCCUCAACCAUGUAUCGAAGUGCACUUCGCCACUCCGGCUGGCGGGCCGCGGCUCGGACUCAAUCACGUACAAAUAGAUCAUCUCAAUGGGUGCGCCACGCCAGCGGCUCACCAGCCAAAAGCGGCGGCGGAUACGGCAAGAUGAUUGGGCUGACGUCGGCCUUUGUGGCAUCGGCUGGCGCCGCGUGGUACUUUUACGGAAAUAACAACCAGGAUGAAUUAUCAGAAAAGAAAAAGAAGGCUGUCGCCGAAAAACCUGCACCCGUUCCCAAGGGACCGGUGCCGGCUGAGCUGAUGGACGGGCCUGCAGCAAACUUGCAGGUCGAGCGGAGCUGGGAGAAUCCUGGGGUCUACGCUUGGGGAUCCAACUCUGGCAAGGUGGUGGCGCCGGAUUCGGAUGAGCAGAUCAUCAAGACUCCCACCAGGAUUCCUUACUUUGACGGCAAGAUCCUGCGAGACCUAAAGCUCGACAAGAACUUCGGCGUGGCCGUGACGGAGGAGGGUGAUAUCGUUCAGUGGGGUACAGCCUACUCGCCAACGACCACAACACCGACUCCUACUCUGAGGGGCAAAGAUGUCGCAAAGGUCGCUCUGUCGAGCGACCGGAUUAUCGCCUUGUCUAGAAGCGGCGCCGUCUACUCAUUACCCGUUGCCCAGGCGGACCAGCUCGCCGGAGCCAAGGCCACCGCGAAGUCAGGGAUUUCUUUGUGGACCCCUUCGUCCGACUCGAUCAACUACAGGGAACUGACUCCGCCGAAGCUGGGUUGGGGUGAGAAGGUGGUGGACAUCAAGAGCGGGCUGGACCAUUGCCUGAUGUUGACCUCGCAUGGUCGCGUCUUUUCUGCCGCCUCCAGCACUGCAAACUACCCAUCCAAGGGCCAGCUCGGAAUUCCCGGUCUAACCUGGCUCACUAGGCCAAAGGGACCGUUCGACCAGCCACAUGAAGUGAAGGGACUGCCCCCCGCGGGUGUUUCCCAGAUUGCUGCGGGCAACUACCACUCUUUAGCCCUCGACAAGAACUCCAAUCUCCACGCCUGGGGUGACAACUCUUCCGGUCAGCUUGGUUUCGAGGUCAACCCACAAAGCCCUACCAUUGACACCCCCAAGGCUGUACCACUCACUCGACUCUUGACCAGCGGUGGAGUCCAGAGGUCCGAGAUCACUUCGAUUGCAGCCGGUGGCUCGAAUUCAUUCUUCACCACGUCCAGCAUACCAGCUAACGGCCGCCCAACGGCAGAGGCAUGGUCCUGUGGCGCCGGGCUCCAGGGAGAAUUGGGCAACGGCAAAUGGAUACACAUGUCGACUGCGCCGGCCAAGAUGAAGGCCUUGUCCGGCAUGGCCGAAUACGACGACAGGACACAGCAGAUGGUGCCAAUCGGGAUCAGGGCUCUGUCAGUCGGAACCACGCAUGCCGCCGCGGUCAUGGACAAUCUUACAUCGGUCGCAGCGGCGCCUGGCAGCGGACGCAAUUGGGGAUCCGACGUCAUGUGGUGGGGUGGCAACGAGUUCUACCAGCUCGGCACGGGCAAGCGUCGCAAUGUGAGCGAGCCGUUGCGCAUCGCGCCUCUCGACAACUCCAGGACCGGAAAUCCCGCCGCCGCCGAUGGGCAGCGGUUCCAGCUGGCACCGGCCAAAACGACGCGCAUUGGAGAGGGUGGCCGCGGGCGCAAGGUUGGACUUGAGCAGAGGAUUGAAUGUGGGAGGAACGUGACGGCCGUUUAUUCUGCGAGUACUGCGUCGUUGUAAAGUUUCUCCCCUCCUUCUUGGCAAUGUAGGAUUUUGUGUUUGACGAUGUUUCUAUUGUCGUGUAGUGUACAAAAAAGGUUAGGGGGAGGAUGUACUUCAAGGUUGAUACCUGCUCGAAUCUUGAUUUCAACAGCCGUUAAUUAUGUACAAAAAUAUUAUGAACAGUUAGUUUGCAAGCUUAAUGGCGACCGCGCGCCUCACGGGUCUAGAUAAUCCUAGACUCUGGAACUAGGC
Messenger RNA from Pyricularia oryzae 70-15, 2177 nucleotides. RefSeq lists its product as uncharacterized. NCBI's taxonomy places the organism in Eukaryota, Fungi, Ascomycota, Sordariomycetes, Magnaporthales, Pyriculariaceae. The transcript has a single exon. The record is from RefSeq and is a predicted model, not a curated record. Bases 207 to 1943 code for a protein of 578 amino acids. Gene Ontology annotation, biological process: mitochondrial respiratory chain complex III assembly. Gene Ontology annotation, cellular component: mitochondrial inner membrane.